CAAAAUACCCGAAGUAAUAUAUCCAACCUAGCGCAGGGCUUUCAAACGCCUUGCACAAGCGUCCGUUGGUCAUGCUUGACCUUUACGCUUGCCAAUUUUCCUAGGCGCUUAAAUACCAGUUGCAGCCCCACAAAUUUUGACAACUAAAGGGGUUAUUGCAGCCGUCUUCCAGGAAGAUAUAUCAGCGUAAGCACCAGAAGUGCCGACAGCAGUAAGGUCAUCGGCCGGUGUUGGAGUUCAAGCUAACACCUCGAGCUUACAGUUUGGGUGUGUCAGAUCAGCCACAACGCCUACUAUUAUCAUUCAAGCAGUGUACACGGAAGCGCGAGCUGUGGGAAUCUCUACGGCAUGCAUGGUUCCAUUGAUGAGCUGGUCGGCGCCGCCAGCGAGCCGCAGCAGCACCUGCGUGUGACGCAUCUGGGCCACCGGGGCGCACGCGGCGGCCUUCCUCACGGUUACAGCGUGCCAGACGCCAUCACAGGCACCGCCAGCCGUGGUGCAGUCAGCCUCCACCGCAGGAAUGUCAGCCUUCCGGACGGACGCAUUCCCAACUUGCGCCUACCUGUGACUGAUGCUGACGGAGGACCUGUGACCGCUUCUACAGCUGCUCAUGCUGCUGCCGGCUCCGAGCUGCUCCGUCCUGGUAGGCGUGUUUCAGGCCACGUAGGGCUCGACAGCCGCAGGAGCGGUGCGGGGCUGCCGGGUGAGCUGGGCCGGGAGGCCCUUUUUGCCGACCUGGGCAGCAGCAACCCUGCAGGGGCUCCUCUUGCUGCUGCUGCUGCUGCCGGGGCCGCUGGCAGCAGCCGGCGGCAGUCCAACAACAGCCGCUGGUUGGGCGCAGGAGGCGGCAGAGAGGUAGAACUGGCGGACCUGGGUCACCUGGGGGCCGCCGGUGUUGCUGCCGCCGGUGUUGGUGGUGGCAAUGUCAGCAUUAGAGCAUUGCUUCGCAGCCCUGCUGGCGAGAUGAACGACUGGGCAACAAGACAGAUCGCUGCUGCGGCGGGUAGCGGGCGAGUCCAUGGCAAGUCGGCAGAGGGCUCAUUGUACGGCAGUCGCGGGCUGCGGCCAACUGAAGAGGAGCUGCUGCUGCUGCAGCAGCAGCAGGCUGAGCGGCCGCUGAUGGCGGAGGAGCUGUGGGGCGAUGCUGCAGCAGCAGCUGCUGCUGCUAAUAACAAUGAUGAUGACAACGAGGAGCAGCUCGACCAAGAAGUGGAGGUGUUGCAGCAUGAGCCUGGCGGGAAUGCGCUUCAGUACCCUCUGCCACCGUUAUCUGCAGCACAGCAGCAGCAGCUACGACGACCACCUCCGCCGCAGAGGCACAGGCUCGUUCCGUUGUACGACAGCUCUUCCGGGCGAAUGUACGGCAGCUACCCGGUGACGCUGGCAUACCCCCUUGCUGACGCUGAUGCUGUUGAUGACGAUGACGCUGAUGCUGCUGACGUCAUGCACCUCCAGGCGCAUGGCCGGCCGUCGUACGGUGGCGUGCCUUCUCGGCUGGCUGCGCGCCUGCCGCCCUCCACCGCACUGGAGGAUCAGCAGCAGCAGCAGCAGCGCAUGCGAAGUACCCGCCAUCGCACGACGGAUCCCUACCUCCGCCCUGCACCGCGACAUAGCUAUCAUCAUCAACAGCAGCAGCAGCAGCUGGGAGGUGAGGUGCUGCUGGACGCCGCAGGCCUGCAUGGAGACGACGGAGUCGGCAGCGAGGGUGCUGCUGCUAGGGGUGCUGUAGCUGAAGGCUUGGCGGCAGACGCACAGCGGCCACUACACCGGCGGCGUGAGCGCUCCCUGCCCCUUCACACGACACCAUCGCUCCAGCAGGGGCCGCCACUACAAGCACCGCCGCCACUACAGCCCCCGGCUCCAUUGUACGACGACGACGGAGGCGAGGACGAGUACGACAUGGGCACGCUGCAAGACCCACGACUGGCCCCGCCGCCGCCACUACAGCCCACCUUCUCGGCAAGGAGGCGUGCGGAAAAGCAGCUGCUGCAGCAGCAGCAGUUGCGGCUAGGUCUGGCGGACAGCAGGUCCAUGGAGCACCUGGUGGCGGAGGCAGCGGCUGGCGGCGACGUGCCGCUGCCGUACGGCGAAGACACCGCUGCUGCUGCUACCUCUGGCGCUGUCGCCACGGCGGCCCAGGGCGUGUGGGACAGCGAGCAGCACGAGCCUCUGUUGCCGCCACCGCCACAUGACGACCUGGAGGUCGAAGAACAAAUUCUCCUGCUAGAGCAGCAGCAACAGCAGCAGCAGCAGCGGCGGUACCGGCAGCUGCAGCAGCUGCGGCUCCAGCAGCAGCAGCAGCAGCAGGUUGCGGCGGGCGGGUUGCACCCGCGGUGGCAGCGGCAGGUGCGCUGGACGGAUCGCUAUGACCCACUGGAGCUGGAGGAGGAGGCGGACUACCUGACGUGGCGCUUGGAGCGGCUGACGCAGGCGCGCAGGAUGCAGCUGUUGCGGGAGCAGCAGCUGCAGGUGCAACAGCAGCAGCAGCAGCGGAGGGUGCGAGUAGAGGAGAGGGGUGUGUUGGUGCCGCUGGCUGCUGGUUCGGUGCGGGAUCAGGCGGCGGCGGAGGGGGUGCUGCUGCCUGGGCUGGAGGCCUCACGCAAGCGGAAGCUACCGUCUGAGGGCAUUGAGCCGCCGCUGCCGCCGCCGCAGCAACAACAGCAGCAGCAAAGGGAUGUUAUGUCAUGUCCCGUCCGGGAGGCAAAGCGACGGGCGGGAGCAGGAGCCGGGGCGGCAUCACCGCCACAACGGCCCCCAUCUGCAGCGGAAGCAGGAGCAGGCCAGCAGGACGAACAGCCGGACCCGCAGCUGCGGGGCACCCACGCAAGUGGCGCUAUGGACGUCGAACCGGCUGCCGGUGGUGGUGGUGGUGGUGCUGCCGCUGCCGCCCAUGCUGCUGCUGCUGCUACUGCUGCAGCGGCAGUAGAACCCAGCAGCUCCCCUCUUGCCGGCGCUGCUGAGGGACGCUCUGGCGCUGCAGCUGCCGCUGCUGCUGCUACUGCCGCCGACACCUCCGGGCGGGGGGAGCAGCAGGCGGCAGCUGCUGCCUGCUCCUCCUCCUCCGGGCCGCAUGGGCUCCCCGCGGGAUGUGUGGUGCUGCGGGAUGUGGAGGGGCUGCUGGCGGCGGUGGGCGGACUGCUGCGGAGACCCCCGGCCUACCUCGCCGUCAGCCUCACUGCACUGCUGGGGCUGCACCUCGCCUCCUGCGCCCGCACCGGCAGUGCCCCCAGCCGCCAGCUCUUGCAGCAGGCAGCCGCGCUGGCAGCCGCGCAGCGGGGGCAGGGGCAGCAGCGGGACCCGGCACAGCAGCAGGCGGCAGGGGCUGCUGCUGCUCAACAGGAUCAGGGUAGGGAGCAGGGUAGGGAGCAGCAUGUGGUGGCGGCUGCAUGCGACAGCCAGCUGCUGGUGCUUCUGGAUCUGGGGGGUGGGGGCGAUGAGGAGUGGGCUGGGCCGCAGGGGCAACCACAGCGGCUACCGCAGCAGCAGCAGCAGCCACACUCGGGGAGCAGUAGCAGCAGCAGCCCCUUUGCGCGCUGCUUUGUACUGCACUGCUGGCCGGAGGAAGGGGAUAAGGAGGGGGGUGCGGGCGGCUGCAUGGCGGGCGGCGGGCGAGGCCAGCUGGAGUCGCUGAGGGCGUUUGCGGAGCGGUUUGCGGCGCCCCGGAAGGGGGCGGCGGCGAGGGUGGAGGGAGGCGCCAGGGUGGAGGGAGGAGCGGCGGCAGCGACGGAGGCGGAGGUGGAGGAGGUUGAGAGGGGCAUAUUGGGGCUGGCUAGCGUGCUGGUGAGUGGGUGUGUUUGGGAGGACUGGCUGUGAGUGAGAGUGUGUUGAGGUAACUGGCCUGGUACUGGAGGGGUGCUGGGAACGUCAGCAGGCUUGUUCUCUGUACGGCAAGCUGGAGUGAAAGGGAUAAGUGGAUAUCAGAUGUGCACUUUAGGGGCAUUGUUCUUUGGUAUAGGCAACUCAGGGUGCGCCUUUCUUGUGUCGAUUUAAUUUGCUGUUGUUGGCGUCGGCGCUAGCCCACACUUCCCGCUCCCUCCUCUUUCCCUUCUUCUUCUCCUCACUCCUCACUCCCUCUGCUGCAUCCCUCCCUCCCCUCCCCUUCCCUCCUCCCUUCCCAGCCGCCCCCCUCCUGCCCGGGCCUCCGCGGCCUGACCGAGCUGCAAGCCGCGCUGGCCGCUGGGCGGCUGCGGGAGCAGCAGCUGCUCACCCUGCCGCAGUGGUGGGCGGCCGGGGCAGCAGGGGCCGGUGGGUGGGCCCUGCAGGCGGGUCCGGGCGCAGGUGCGGGUGCCAGGGGGCUGGCGGGGGCUGCAGCACCCUGGCGGGCCGCACCUGCUGCGGGCGGGCUGCAGAUGCGCAGGUCGGGGCGGCUGGUUGGGGCGGCGGGGCUGCAGGGGCAGGGGAUGCAGCAGGAGGGGGGAGCAGCUGACGCCGCGCUGUUGCUGAUGUUGGCGGAGGCUGCGGAGGAGGUGGAGAUUGGCGCUGCACCGCGGGUGGUGCCGCAGCAUGUGGCACCUUGGCUGGUCCCGCAGCACACCGCACCUUGGCUGAUGCCGCCGCCGCCGCAGCAGCAGCUGGUGGAAGCUCCUUCCGUACCGGAGCCGCAUGCGUGGGCGGGUGCGGGUGCGGGUGGGGGUGGGGGUGUGGUGGCGGCGAUGGAGCCGCAGGGGGCCGUCCUGGCAGCACUGGCAGCCGAACAGCCACAGCAGCCGCAGCCGCAGCAGCAGCAGCAGCAGGAGGGGCUCCCAGUGAGUGAGGUCGCGGCGGCUAGCGGGGGAGGAGCGGCGAUGCCGGCAGGGCAGCAGAAACCGCCGCCGCCGCAGCAGCAACAGCAGCAGUUGCCGCAACCGCCCCAGCCAUUCAUACAACAUCAACAACAACAACAACCACAGCGGCAGCCACAGCAGCAACAGCAGCCACAGCAGCAACAACAACAUCCGCAGCAGCCACAGCAGCAACAACAGCCGCAGCAACAGCAACAACAACAGCCACAGCAGCAGCCUUCAGAACAGGGACGAGCCAAACCCGGCCUUUCCGACCCAUCUGGGUCAGCCAGCGGUGAGCCUUCCAAACACGCCCAAGACGCCAUGGCUGCACAUGAGGAGCCGGAGGUGAAAACGGAGCAGGAGGCCAACAGCAGCGACCAAGGGGACGGCGGCGGCGGGCCAUCUGAUACGGGCCCCGAGCGCCCGCCGCCCGCGCGUCCCUUCGGCUCCCACCCUCGCGGCUCCCCAGCUUCCCUGUCCGAGCUGCUUCCUGGCGCCAGUGCGGCUCAGCUGGCGGACCUGGCGGCGCGCAUCCGGGCACAUCAGGCGGGGCAGGCGCAUGUGCCGGUGUACGUGCGGCUGGGGAUGCUGACGGGUCUGCGGCCGGGGCGCUUCGGGCGGGCGGCGUGGGGCCCCUCCGGCUCGGGCACCGCGGUGGGGGUGAUGGUGUGUCCCGAGGGCGCCAUGCACGCCUCGGGGCAGGCGGGGCGGCCGCGCAGGGGGCUGCUGCUGCUCACACUCACCGGGAAGAAGACGGCGGAGGCGCAGGGGCCAAACGGCAAGGAGGGUAGUGC
Messenger RNA from Astrephomene gubernaculifera, 5557 nucleotides. Lineage: Eukaryota; Viridiplantae; Chlorophyta; Chlorophyceae; Chlamydomonadales; Astrephomenaceae. The record is from the annotation of a GenBank genome assembly.